AUGAGUAUCCGGACUCCACCCACACUCCUGCGGCUGGCAGGAGAGAGCCUGCUGAGGGACCAGGCCUCAGUCAUCACAGCUCUGGAGUACCUGCCCGCUGAGCUCUUCCCGCUGCUGUUCAUUCAGGCCUACCGCAGGAGAAUUCGGGAGCCCCUGAAGGCCAUGGUGCACGCCUGGCCCUUCACUGUCCUCCCUCUGGGCUGCCUGUCACAGCUGUCACUGGACCAGGUCUUAAAAGCCGUGUUGGAUGGGCUGGAUGUUCUGCUUGCCCAGGAGGUUCGCCCCAGGAAGUCGAAACUGCGGGUGCUGGAUUUAAGGAACACGGGUGCCAACUUCUGGAGAAUGUGGUGUGGAGACAGCACCCGGAAUUGCUCACCUGCGGGACCAGUGGCUGUGCACAGCUCCAGCCCCAACACUGAGCACCCCUUGGAGGUGUUCCUAGACCUUAACUUCAAUGAAAGGGAUGGGGAUGAGUUUCUCAAGUUCAUCAUCCAAUGGGCCCAGCAGAGGGAAGGGUUGGUACACCUGUGCUGCAAGACGCUGAGGAUUUCUGAGGUGCCCUUCCAGCGGGUCGGGAAGGUCCUGGAUGGGGUGCAGCUGGACUGCAUCCAGGAGGUGGAAGUGAACUACACGUGGGACCUGCCCACCCUGGGGACGUUUGCUCUUUACCUGGGUCAGAUGCGUAACCUGCAGAGACUCUCUCUCUCCCACAUCCACGUGUUGACAGAGGAGGAGGAUGUGGAAGAGGAGGAGGAGGAAGAGCUGCAGCACCUCCGGGACCUCAAAAUGGAUUCUCCCUCCUUCCUCCAAGGCCGCCUGGACCAGAUGCUCAGGUGCCUGCAGACCCCCUUGGACAAACUCUCCAUAACAAAUUGCCAGCGGCUGACGCAUUCAGACCUGACAUGCCUGUUCCAGUGCCCGAACCUCAGGCAGCUGAAGUCCCUGCAUCUAUUUGGUCUCAGCCUCGCGGAUUUUAGUCCCGAGCCCCUCCGAGCUCUGCUGGAGGCAGUGGCACCCACCCUCCAGGACCUGGGCCUGGAUAACUGUGCGAUGGUGGACUCCCAAGUCGAGGCCAUCCUGCCUGUCCUGAGCCGCUGUCACCAGCUCAGGGACUUCACCAUCCCUGAGAACAACUUUUCUGUGGCCACUGUGGAGAAGCUGCUGCGCCACACAGCCGGGCUGCGCAGUUUAGAGCUCGAGCUGUACCCCGUCCCCCUGGAGUGUUACAGGAUCCAAGGGACUGUCAACCAGGAGAGACUUGCCCUGCUCCGGGCUGAGCUCAUGGGGAUACUGAGGGAGUUAGGACAGCCCAGGACCAUCUUUCUUGGCACCAAGUACUGUCACAAAUGUGGCAAAAGUAAAGUUUAUGAAGUGGAGUUUUCAUGA
Myotis brandtii (Brandt's bat) is the source of this 1386-nucleotide messenger RNA. RefSeq names its product PRAME family member 12. The transcript has 2 exons. Lineage: Eukaryota; Metazoa; Chordata; Mammalia; Chiroptera; Vespertilionidae. Gene Ontology annotation, cellular component: cytoplasm. Bases 1 to 1386 code for a protein of 461 amino acids. The record is from RefSeq and is a predicted model, not a curated record. Gene Ontology annotation, biological process: positive regulation of cell population proliferation; negative regulation of apoptotic process; negative regulation of DNA-templated transcription.